ACUUAGCGCGUAGAGGAAGUGGUUGUUGCGUCUCUGUUUCGCGUUUUCCCGUGAAGCCGCGAAGUCGGCUCGGUUGAUUUCGUUGCACAUCGUGUCGGUCCGGUGCACCGUCGCCGGUUACUCGAGAGAGAGAGAGGGGAUGCACUUUCCCCACCAAUGCGGAGAUAGCGAAGGCGCUUGAACGGCGUGAGAGUGGGGAUCGCUGGCUCCAGCCGCGGAAGGUUCAAUUGUUGGUGAACCGUCGCGAGGAGUGGUCGCGCGUGAUAAGGCUCGCACGAUAGAAGCGCGUGCCUCGUAUCCGCGAACGGUGCGUGCACUCCGAGGAGACUCGUGCCAUCGACGCCGCAGUGUGAGACGCAAGGAGGAUUUUCGUUUACGGAGAUGCGUGCCGUUACCUGCCGCGACAGUGACGUGGUGAUACGUUCGCCGUUACGUUGUCGACGCGAGUAAAAUCCACAGGCCGUGUUUAAACGCAGUGACCGGAGCAGGAGAAAACACCUUCCCUUUUUUUUUUUUCUUUCUUUCUUACCCCCUUUCUACCGGUCGUUCUCGCGUGCCACGGAUAUUUCUCUUUAAACGCGAUAAAAAUUCGAGAGCUGGCUGUGAUCGCACCAAGUGAAAAUCGGUAGCCGUCUUGUGUGACUCCGUACACCGAACCUGUGCGGUUCGACCUGCUCCAUCGCGGUCGUCACGCGUCACCGUACGACCCCGACGGAAAUUUGGGAUUAUCAUUUCGGCCACCAUUUGGUCCUUUUCGUCCAGUUGACGCAUCGUCGAACCGGCAGCGGCCAUGACGGCGGACAGCCUGUUCGAGACUACCAGCAUCCCAGGGCAUCUCGCUCCCACGCCCCAGAGACUGGAGAGGCUUCUCUCGAAACAGACCCUCGAAGAGCUGUACGAGGUCGAGGAACAACCUUUCGCACGAGGGAAAUAUGCAACGGUGAGGAGAUGUCGGGAAAGGUCCAGCGGUCGUCAGUGGGCCGCCAAGUUCCUGAGGAAGAGGCGACGAGCGCAGGAAUUGAAGGCGGAAGCGCUUCACGAGGUCGCGGUGCUGGAUGCCGCGGCAAAUUGUUCUCGCCUGGUGUCUCUUCAUCAGGUGUUCGAGACGCACAACGAGAUGGUCUUGGUUCUGGAAUUGGCCUCCGGCGGUGAGCUACAAAUGAUCCUGGACAGAGACGAAGUUCCAGAAGAGCGACAGGUCGCCAGAUUGUUGAAGCAGAUUUUGGAUGGGAUCGCCUUCCUGCAUUCCCUGAACGUGGCCCAUCUCGACAUCAAGCCGCAAAAUCUGGUCCUCACCGGGGAGUUUCCCAACUGCGACGUGAAGCUCUGCGACUUUGGCAUCUCCCGGUACAUCAGCCACGGCGCGGACAUAAGGGAGAUUUUGGGCACGCCCGAUUAUGUUGCCCCCGAGGUGUUAAACUACGAGCCAAUCAGCUUGGCGACCGACAUGUGGUCCGUGGGAGUUCUUCUGUACGUCCUGUUAACGGGAUGCUCCCCGUUUGGUGGCGACACGAAGCAGGAAACGUUCUGCAACAUCAGUCGAUGUCGACUGGACUUUCCCGACGACCUGUUCGAAGACGUGUCCGAGGGUGCUCGCGACCUCAUGCGCAAACUGAUGGUCAAGGAUCCAAACGAACGUCUGACCGUCACGGAAUGUCUCCAACACUCUUGGUUCGGGAUGUUCGACGACCCCCAACCGCCUCUUUCCACAUCCAGCUGCCCGACGAUGGACCAGUCUUCGAUCCAAACGACGACGAAGUCUUCGCAAGAGACAAAAUCGCCCGUGAAAUCCAUCGCGACGAGUACAGAGCCAUCGACGACGUCCGCUCCGAGAAACGACACGGAGAAGCAGGGCCAAAGAUCGUCGACAACGAACAUCUGCCAAAGCACGGAGUCGAAGCUUACGACGCGAGCCGUCUCAUCGCACACGGAGAACCUCUGCUCCAAAACGAAACUGUCCGCCAAACCCAUCAGAUUCGGGCUGAGCCCCGACCGCAGGGACACCUUCAAAAGGAACAUGGACUCCCUGGCGCAGAAGUUUUCCGGUACCGAGAUCGUGAUCAUCGAGUCAUCCGCCUCCAACGGCGCCAGCGUCACCGCCAACGUCACGCAGAGGAGGGCGACCGCUACUCACACGAUGCCAGCUGGCGAAGUCUUCAAAUGUACGCCGGUGUUUAUCUUGGGAGAGGAGCAGCAAUGCAGCGACAGUGGCAGCGACACCGUCUCGGAGAUCUCGACCGACAGCUCCAGCGACCGGAGCAGUAUCUACUCCGACGACUCGCUGGACUUCAUCCUCUACGGAAAGAGCCAAGGCAGAGCCAGCUUUCCGUUCGCGGCGACGGACUCCGGGUCGGAGAGAUGGGAGCCCAGGCAUCAGCAGCAGCACAACAGGGUCUGGCCCAGAGAGUGCAGCGGGGUCGUCAGCAAGGCUCUCAGCCGUUUCACCUCCGAAACGCCGAACGCAAAGAUCGCCAAGAUGUCGAGUCCCCCCACGGGCCAUGGAAAGACCAGCCUGGAAGCGCUCAGGGAAAGGAGCGGCAACCUGGUGGUGAUCCGGGAACCGGUCAGAGCUGGCAGGUACACCAGGUACAGCGAGGUGCAGUGCGAGUCGGUGCAGGCACGGAUUCGACGGUUCCAGGUUCACGGAGCAUCGUAGACGCUUAGAAAACGUCUCGUCCGUGACGAGCUUCCCCGAGCAGCUUCGAAGUCUCGCGUCGACGCUUGGAUGAUCGCAGGGGACUCGUUGUACAUAUAACUUUACGGUGUACAGUAUAGUUCGGUAUCGCCCGUUGGGAAGAAUCGGUACUCGGUCGAAAUAACCGAGGAUGUAUACGGGGUGCCUUCAAAGUAGGCGGUACAGCCCGAAGGAAGGCUGUGUUCCUCUCGAGCCGAGAUGUCUCCGGAUGCAGCGUCGAAUUUAGAUUUCGGAAUUUAGAAUUUAGACCUCUGGGACUGCCAAAAUUAACGAAUGAACGUUACAAAAGAAUUAGACUUAUUUUUGCCAAAAUAUUUUGAAAUUUGAGUAUUCGCUUUGCAUAGUUUUCUGAAAUUUUUUUAAUCGCGAGUAAAUCGUAAGCUUCUGAGAAUGAGUUUCAAUCGACACGAGAGACGAGAAUCAUUUUUGCCAAAUGUAGAUCCUUAGAGAAAAUCUUCUCUCUUAAACACGAGUAAAUGCUGCUAUUUUCACAUCAAAAGUAAAACCGUUGUUUGCUACGAGGAUGUAGAAAAUAUUAAAAGCUAGCUCAUGUCCAAGUUCAUCGCGUUGCUUGGAAUUAAUGCCCCUAUUAAUUAAUUAUCUCUAAAUCCUAUAAGUUAAUUCGACUUUGCCCGGAUGGUAUCCUUUGAGGGGCACCCUUUGUUUCAGCUGUUGUAAAUACUUAAGCGGAACGUGUACCGGUAAUUCGUGACGCCCGUUGUAAAUAUUCGGACGACCGAGAUUCUACGAGAGGGAAGAAACAGCGACCGACCUCCAGGGGUACGGUACAUUGCUCGCUGCGUCGCGUUUCGAGGGUUUCUAAUGUUUCUAUCGUACGAUAACGCAAGAGCGAAUCGAGGAUUCGUCGUUGUAUAUAGGAGUGAUUGGAUUCGAGGUGGCAGGGUUUUUUUUUUUUUUGUUGAAUGAUCGAAUGAUAGAAUGCGAGAGAGCAAGACGCGUCGCCUGGCAACUCGUUGUCUGCCAUUACCGAUAGACUGACCGGUCGUCCGUUCGAGCUGAACGGAAAGAAGCGGAAUCCGAGUUGCACCUAGUCGUUGGCGAUGCGAAAGUCACUGGGAUACGAACCUCGCGAUUAUCACGCAAUCUAGGAAAUGUCGAGCAUAUGUCAGACUCUGUUCGGGAUUCCAGAGUAGCGACGAUCGUUCGCUGGAGAAAAUUGGGGUCCAACGGGUGAGAGAAUCGACACGGGAAAUCUUCUACUAGUUGUCGAGGGGAACCUUUUACCGUAUCUUUCACCUUUUACCGACAACGAUCUCUGUAUAUCGGAUGUGGCAUGGGACUUGGAAGCGUGGGAAGCCUCUGUGCCAUCAGAGAAGCCGCCAUUUUGGAGAACCGAAGUACUAAGGUUUUGGAUUCACGUGUACAAUUGUUUCUCACAAUCAUAUGUAUAUUUCUGACUGUUUAGUAUGUAGCGUACUGUAUGCUACAUAUCCCAAAAAACGCGCCUUUUGACGAAGAAAACAAAAUUUGAGUCUUGAGUUUAGUAUGUAGUGUACUGUAUGCUACAUAUCCCAAAAACGCGCCUUUUGACGAAGAAAACAAAAUUUGAGUCGAAGAUUUUAUAAUACUUAAUCGUGGGUCCGUUGAAUUUAUCUUUCUUUGUCAAUAUGAAUAUGAACAAAAAUUACAAUUGUUAAUAUACAGAAAUUUGUUCAUCAAAAUAAAUCGUUAUACAUAAUCAAUAACGGAGGAGCAAUUUUCAAUUGGUUAUUUCUUUGGCAAAACUUACAAUCUGAUUUAUAGAAUAAAAUCAUGCUUAAACGAACAGAGUCCCACAUUUCUCGUUGAAAUAAAAUUCUUCCAACUCGUGUCUCAAACCUCUUUCCCUGAGUCGAUUCGUUGGCCCAGCGGGCCACAGUGGUAAUUCGCGCGAGCGACUCGGUGCCGACCGGUGAAUUCGCCCAACUAGCCAUAAUCGUAAUCGAUCGUCGCGAUAAUAGUAAUCGAAAUUCGAUAACUUCGGUGCCUUUACGAUAAGCGUUAAGAGAAUCGUAUGCGCGCGCACAGCAGACUCGAGAAUUACGUGAUAGAACGCUUCCAAUUAAAAAUUGCAACGACUCAAACUCUCGACAAGAUUCAUCGACGAGGAUGACACUGGCAAAAUUGGAAGGGAUCGCGAUAAAGAUCUUUAUUAGAGUUUCGAUUGGAAGCGUUCGGAACACGUUCGAGAGUUGGUAUCGCGGUGAAAGGUGCUUGUGACGUCGGAACAAAAUUAAUUGGCAGAUAACAGAUCUAACGGAGGCACCACUUAUCCAGGAUCUCAGAGAUCCAGAAUCUCGGAGAUCGAUAGAAGCUUUUACGCCGUAGCAACGGAAGCAGAAGCACGAUCGAUAGUUGAAUAUCUAGGUUUGAUUUGUCAGUUAACUUUGUUCACGACUAUACGGAGUGACUCUAAAGUCUGGGUACUUCUUUAAAAAAAAAAUCUAUAUUUAAUCUAUGGAGAAAAGUAAUUAUAACUUGUCUCGCUGGCUUUUUCUACGUUUCCAGACUUUAGAGUCACCCUGCACCAUUCAUCGCGUAACUCGAGCGCAAACUCACACUCGUAGUGCCUACUUUUAUUUUCGUUCCGUUCGCAUCACCGUACUCUUACCAGAGGUGGGCAAAAUUUAUAUUUGGAUAGAGAAGUAGCUAAUGAAAUUUGUAUUUAAAUAAAGAAGCUAGAGGGAAACGUUUUAGUGAUCGUAGAUUGGAUAAGUUUGGUGUUCGAGUGAAAAUUUUUUCCAUCUCUUCCGUCCCAUUGUUUAGUUGCAAAAGGAAGGAAGGGGGGGGGGCGCGGUGGUGCGAGGGGAUGCGAUACUUUUAAGAAGACUCGACGAACGAGAGACCUCUUCGGUUCGUACAGUGCCUUAGCCUUAGUAUGGAAGAUUUUUACAGAUCGUGGCGUCGAUCGAUCGAAAUUGAGAGCCUAGACUAGCUUUAGGCGUCUCCAAUUCUUCUCGCUGGUUCGAUGGCGUCUCCCGAGAGAGAUCGAUUAGACGAUGCGAGUCCAAUCGGCGCUGGAUGUCCAAACACUCCGAGAUCGGCAAAAUUCUUAUCCAGUAGAAAACAGAAUCAAAAUGGUAAAAUAAAAUGAAAUUUGUUAGAGGAUGCGUUCCUAUUCUAUCAUUCGAAGAGAAUUCUGCCCAUCUCUGCGUACACUACUGCCCCUCGACGCAGCGGAACAACAACUGCCCUGAUAGUAGAUAGAUAAAUCUAGCCAUCGAGAAACAUAUCCGGGGACGAGUCUUACUCGCGAGAAUGGAACGACCAGAGGUGGCCGAGAUCCUUCUUUGAAUGAACAUUUUGAAUAAAAAAUGAUAAAUAAACGACAGCUCAAGCGCUACGAGUUUAAUUAGUGUCAUUAUUCGUGUUACGGCGUGACAGUAUUUUUCACGGUAGUCGAAUAAAUUCGAACCGAUUAUUUAUUAUUAUUCGGUCGAAUGAUUCGGUCAUCUGUUGUUCGAAUGAAUUUUUCCCCACCUCUGUGAACAUCCGCAGGCUGCUCACUUUGUCGAAUUAAAGUCGCGAUCUUUUUCGCACCGUGAAUCAAAUAUAUGGAUAUAUAAAUAAAUAUAUAUAUAUAUAUAUUUAGAUACGUUUGCAGCGCGGACCUCUGCGUUGCGUGGCGUAGCCGAAGCGAUAAGGGCGAACGCUGAAUAAAUCUUGCGGGGCGCGAACUUCGGCGAUCGAAGGGAGCGCUCCCUGAAUGCUAGUCAUAAAUCUCGCUCGUCUUCCUCGUCGAAUUCGAUCGUUUCUUCGUGACGUUCCUUGCAAACGAGAAGGUGAAACAUGGCCGUGAAGAUUCGAGGGGGACGGACGAGUGUCAAAUGGAAAUGACGAGUCACGCGUCGACGCCGAUGGAAGCGAUUCGAUCGAUUCGAAAUUUUUUAGAUGUUCGCAUCGGUUUCGUAGGCUUUUGUAUCGAAUUAUUUUAUUAAUCGAAUGGGAUCUACAUUUUUUCAAUCGAGAUUAAACGAGAUCUGUUAUUUAUUCGUUGGAUGGAAGAUCGGCUAAAUCAACUCCUGCAAAACUUAUGCGUACACCUGAUACAUCCUUCGUGUACGUUUGAACGCUCUAUGCAAGAAUCGCCGAGUUUGCUUGUCGGUGGGGCGUCUUGGACUUCGAGAGGAUUCCAGGUCACUUACCCUUUAGAAGUAUUCCAUAUUUUUAGUACAGCACAUUUGAUUAGGAACUCUAUAAAAAAAAAAAAAAAAAAAAAAAAAAUAACGAAACCUUUUCUGACUUAAUUUUAUAAUAUUUUCUCGCGGGAAUGUUCUUACUAUGAGAUAUUUCGACUAUAUUAAUAUUCGCGAAAGGAUAGACGACCAGGAAAUAGUUUCUUUCUUAAGAGACAAAUGAAAUUCACGGCCCAGUCCAAAGCAGGAUCUCCCGGAGAAUCUUUAUACGUACAUCCUCGUCAUCCAGAACAAAAUAUUGUAGUAUCGAUGCUUGUACCAAAACUAUUAAUAUCGCUAAAUAAUAAACCCCCGUAAUCGUAAGGUACUAAUUAAGUGACCUGGUUGACCCGGCCCGUGACGAAGCUGGCUUCUGUUGCCAGCGGCGUAACCAGAAAUUUCAAAUAAGGGUCGUCAAAUAUUUUUUUUACAUCUGUGUAUUUAUAAAUAAAAAUAAUUUACCUUUUCGCAAUAUCGAUUGAUUGUCUUUCGCCGAUGUAUUCCGAAGAACGGAUACAUCGACGUAACCAUUUUCUGCGUUCGGUGAAUGCGUCAGUUUUUCGAAUUCCUUGAUAGGGGUGGCUCUGGUUGCGCCGCUGCUCGUCGGUGACGCGCGAGAAGGGAACGCGAAGGGACCGGGGAUACGAAUCGACGAUCGCGAAUCGUCGUUUCCGGCAGACGUGAAUCUCGUGGAUCGAGGAGCCGCUUGAGAAUUCGACAUCGCGAACAUUGUUACAGGCGUUCGUCCGUUGAAAUUCUGAGACGCGUACGGCGACAGGCGUAGACGCACGAUGAUAAGAACAGCGAUUGGCGGACUCGUAGAAAAAUCGCGUGCUGCCCGCGGGGCUGUGCGCAACGAGCGAAAGAGACGGAGAGAAAGCGAGAGAGAAUAGAGCGAGAGUGAGUCGCGUGAAUUCGUGAAUGCCUCUGAGAAUCAAAGGAGAUUAAAAAAUCAUAGAGACCUGUAAUAUAGUUUUGUUACUACGGGAGAGGGGGGCGUGUGUCCGAGCGAGUCGGGGCACCGUUUCUCGAGGCCAAUUUCGUCGUUAUUUAUUUCCGUCUGCUUUCUGUUCGGCAUAAUCGUAUUUAAUUAUUCUUUGCAUUCGCGUUUUGUUUUCGUGGCGUUUAUCUUUCAUCCGGUUCGGCCUCGUUGGAGAGCGUGCUCCGUUUCUCUCUCUUACACGGACACGCCCUGGUCUCCGACUUAUUCAACUAUCAUUAUUAUUAUUAUUAUUAUUAUUAUUAUCAUUAUUAUUAUCAUUAUUAUUAAUAUUAUUAUAUUAUUAUUAUAUUAUUAUUAUUGCUAUUACGUUAUCGCUGUAAUGUUAUUAAUAUUGAGGUUAAUUACUACGAGAAGAAUCGCGCAUGUAGCUACCAAGACCUUCUGUAAAUAUCUCUGUCAUUCUGUAUUAAUUUUAAUAACGUGCAAAAUAAAUGCCGCGUAUCAGUCGAAA
Molecule: messenger RNA, 8324 nt
Organism: Hylaeus volcanicus
Lineage: Eukaryota; Metazoa; Arthropoda; Insecta; Hymenoptera; Colletidae
Product: serine/threonine-protein kinase 17B-like
Exons: 6
Coding region: 791-2656 (621 amino acids)
Biological process (GO): intracellular signal transduction; positive regulation of apoptotic process; protein phosphorylation
Cellular component (GO): nucleus
Molecular function (GO): protein serine/threonine kinase activity; ATP binding
Source: RefSeq, a predicted model, not a curated record